Molecule: messenger RNA, 5920 nt
Organism: Monopterus albus (swamp eel)
Lineage: Eukaryota; Metazoa; Chordata; Actinopteri; Synbranchiformes; Synbranchidae
Product: rho GTPase-activating protein 20-like
Exons: 15
Coding region: 189-3650 (1153 amino acids)
Biological process (GO): signal transduction; regulation of Rho protein signal transduction
Molecular function (GO): GTPase activator activity
Source: RefSeq, a predicted model, not a curated record
CGCGCACACACCGACGCACAGAGAGGCGCACAUCCCCCAGGUCUCGGCUCCUCUUCGUCCAGCUCCGCUCCAUCAUGCCUUCUCCUCGGAAUCGUGCCCUGCUCUCCGCCGGAUAAACUUUGGACAUACACUCGUAUCAUGGGAAUAUAUUGUCGGUGCGCUCGGCCUCGUGGAUCUACAGUGCCUUGAUGGAAACCAUGUCACCGCAGCAGGGGACCAUGGGACAGAACAGGUCCGAGUCACCGACGGGAGAGAGCAAGGCGCUUCCGGACGGUAAAAAGAAGAUGAAAACCUUGGCCCAAAGACGACAGUCAGCUCCCUCGCUGGUCAUCAGCAAAGCACUUACAAGAUCGAGAAGCACAUCAAGGGAGAACUGUCUAACACUGGUCAACACAGAGUCAUGUCCCCUUGUCCAGGCCUUCCUGGCUGAGUGUCCAGGCCGCCUAUUCCUGGGUCAUACCCGUACACAGCUAAAGACAGGCCUUCAGACACAGGAGAGACAUCUCUUCCUCUUCACUGACAUGCUGGUAGUUGCCAAGGCCAAGUCUCCUAGUCAUUUCAAAGUGAAGGCGCAAGUUCGUGUGUGUGAGAUGUGGACGGGCAACUGCAUGGAAGAGGUGUGUGAAGGAAGCACCAGCCCAGAGAAAAGCUUUGUCAUGGGCUGGCCCACCUGCAACUGUGUGGCCACCUUCAGCUCUGAAGAGCACACGGACAAAUGGUUGUUGCUCAUCAAAAGUCGCAUAGCUGAGGGAAAAGAGAAGGAUGACCCCAAGACCAUUCCACUGAAGAUAUUUGCGAAGGACAUUGGAAACUGUGCAUAUGCCAAGACACUUGCUGUCAGCAACACUGACAGCACCACUGAUGUGAUCCGAAUGGCUCUGCUGCAGUUUGGCAUAUCAGGCUGUGUUCAAGACUACAGGUUGUGGGUGAGCUCCAGUAGGGACGACCCUCCUUACCCUCUCAUUGGCCACGAGUUUCCAUUCAGCAUCAAGAUGAGUCACAUUCGAGAUGGGGGGAGCAGUGGUGGAGGACUGGGGGGAGGAGCAGAAAGGGAUCUAGUGAGUCCCACAGAUUGUCCAGGGGUGCUGCUGUUGGACCAGUGUCUCCCUCCUGAUACUCAGUGCCAGUUCAUCCUCAAGCCCAGCAAAGUUGCACCAGGACAGACUCAACUUUUAGUGCCUGGACAGCAGAAGUCUUUUAAGAGGAAGAGGUCUCUGAUCAACUGGCCUUUCUGGAGAGGUUCCAACACACAGUUGGACAGCCUGCCCCUGUCCCCGACCUCACUUUCACCCACUCAGGGCCGACUUUUUGGGCGACCCCUGAGAUCCAUUUGCUCUUCAGACCACGGCCUGCCCAAGCCUGUCAUGGACAUGCUGGUGUUCCUGUACCUGGAGGGGCCCUACACCAGAGGUGUCUUCAGGCGGUCAGCUGGGGCCAAAGCCUGCCGGGAGCUUCGAGACAGACUGGACAGUGGGACUGAGGACCCGGAGAUCUCACACCAAUCUGUGUUCGUCAUUGCUGCUGUCCUCAAGGAUUUCCUGCGAAAUAUCCCGGGCAGCGUGCUGUCUGUGGACCUGUAUGACCAGUGGAUGGAUGUGAUGGAGGGGGAGGAAGGAGAAAAAAGGAUGCAGGCUGUCAAUAGGUUGCUCCACCUUCUGCCCACUGAGAACCUGCUUCUGCUGCGACAUGUGAUCGCCAUGCUGCAUUGUAUCCAAGGCAACGCCCACGAUAACCAGAUGAAUGCCUUCAACCUGUCUGUCUGCAUUGCCCCCAGCAUGCUUUGGCCUCCAGCACCAAUCACUCCUGAGAUGGAGGGGGAGGGCACAAAAAAAGUCUGUGAGCUGGUUCGCUUCCUAAUAGAAAACUGCAGCAGCGCUCUGGGAGAAGAUGUCCCCUCAUUGUUCAGAAGCUUCAGCCAGAAGAGCAGCAGCAGUGAUCAUGGAUCAGAUGUGUCAUCCUUCCAGUUGAACGACUCAUCCUACGACAGUCUGGAAAAUGAGCUGAAUGAUGACCCGGAUUCUCCCUGCCAGGAGCAGCUGCCACUUCGUGACAAAGACAAACCAGACAGCCACAGCCGUGACUCCGUCAUCACCCUCAGUGAUUGUGACCCUGAUCCCGAUCCUGAAACCAACCUCCUAUUGCAGCUCCCCCCACCAGCACAACCCAGGAGGUUCAGCCCUGCGGUUCGACCAAUUUGCACACACCAGGUCAACGGCCCAUCACAGGGCCCCAGGAGGCUGAGGAGGAGUUCAGAGCCUGCCUUGGCCCUAGCAAGUACACCACCCUUGGGCAAAGUGAUGGUUCAUGCUGAUAGUCGUCACCUACCUCUAAGGAAAGCGAGCUAUGAUGCUGCCACGGAAGGGGAGAGGGAGGAGGAUGAGGAUGAAGUGUUUCUGGAGCAGGGGCUGGAUGGAUUACAGCUGAAGCAGGGAGAGCAUGGAUGUGAGAAGGGAAGAGCUAAAAUGCAGAAUGGUGGGCAGAGGAAGAUGAAGCACACCCCUCCACCUCCAUUUCAGCUGGAUGCCAGCUGUUCCAGUUUGUCGUCACUGGCAACAUCGCCCACAGGCUCCUCUCUCAGCUCUUUAGACUCUGCCUUCUCACAGUACUCUCCUGACUAUGCUUCCAGUUCAGCAAUUCCACUGACUGAGACUGCUCCUCUCUCUCCCUCUUUUUCGGGACGGGCCCAGUUGUCACCCAGGGGAUCCCACUCUCAGAGGGGAGUGCCACCUAAUUGGCCACAGCCCACUCAGAGCAGCCAAGCCACCUGCCACCCCCAUGGCCUUCACCCAAACACAUUGCUCAAGAAGGACUGUCGGCUGUCAUUAAAGCAGCCUGACAAUGGACACACAGAAGAGGUCUCACCUGUGAUAAACGGGAAAACCCAUCCAACCAGUAAUAGCUGCUCUGUCACUGCCUUAGAUGCUGCAGUGGUGAAUCAAAGCUGCCAGCAGAGAUCCAGCAGCCCUCCAUCCUACCAGCAGGCUCUGCUGCAGCUUCAGCACAGCCGCUCUCCUUUCUACAGGGGGACUGAGAAACCUCUGACUGUCAAAGAGCUGAGGCAGCUCCAUGGACAGAUCUGGACCAAGAGAACCCAGAGCUCAGCCUCCACUAACAACCCUAAACCACACACAGGAAGUGAGGUCAUAGGGAGGCAGGCCAGAAAUGAGUGUGUGCAGCCCCCACAGGGUGUUUUCUAUGGACAGAGCACUACCACUCUGAUCCUCCAAAGACAAAAGUCCCACUCUCUAACUCCGGCCAGAGAGGGACACAAAGAAAGAAGGGUCCUUCCCCUCCCCCGCCGAGCAUCUGAACCUACCAAGGCCACUGUGAACUCUAACCCCUCCUCCAGCCUCACUUUGGACAGACCUCAUACUUCUAAAGGCCAGCUCCAAAUCAGUGGCCUAAGAGUGUCAGAUGUGGAGCCCAACCACACUGACCCACACUUCUGCCUUUCUCCCUCUGCUACCCAGACUGUAAGGGACUACUUUUCUUCACAGGGUCAGGAGGAUGCGGAUGCCUGCCUGCGGAGGAGUCAUGAAGUGGCAUUAGCUAUUGUGCAGGGGAAGAGGGAGUGGCAGAACAGGCAGUGCAGCAACCCAGGGAUGUGCGACUUUGAACAUCUUUUUUUUGCAGAAGAGUCAUAUGUGUAAAUAAGAACCUUGUACAGGCAAACUGUGUAUGCGAUAUGUUAUCCUGUGUAUGACAGUCGUCAAUAUUGAUGCGAUUGUAUUCCUCCAUAUUCACCUUUUUCUUCUGGCAGCAGUAGUCAGCCCAACACACAAAGCUGUUGCAGUUCACUGUAAUGGUACACCCAAGGUUUAAAACUGUAAAAGGUACAGAUGCACUUUCUGCUUCAGUGGUUACCCUUCUUGUCAUUGUAAUCCAGAGGUUGUUAAUCUUGGUGAUAAUCCACAAUAUUUUACAAAAGAAAUUUAAAAGCGCUUUCAUGUCUUGAUGUUGUUUUGUAAUAACGUUAUUCAAUGAGCAGUGAUUACAGAAAAUAUGAGAAGAAACAGUUUGAUUUGUUCUCUGGCAGUGUGUCCUUGUUUUGCUUUCACUAUGGAAGAGUGGUUUUUCAGAAAUGAAAAAGAAAGGACAAAGAAGCUUUAUUACUAUUUCUGAAAGCUUUUUAAAUUUUGAAAAAUAUAUUUAGUUAUUUGAAAAGUCUGGCAAAAAAUCCACAUGACUGGUGUGAAAUCAAGGCUGUUGCACACAUGAUGUCAGUAAAACACUUUUUUAUACAUUGUGUGAAGUGUUUAUCCAUUCGAAUCUGUGAAUCAGUAAGAAUCAGUAUUUAUUCAUAUGAGUUUCCAGAAACACCUCUGUAGUUCUGGUUCAUAUUUCUGUGACCUGGGAGGGUGGGGACAGAGGGAGAAGACGAAAAGAUGUCAUUCUGUAUGUGUGUGUGAAAGAACGGGCUGUUUAACAUGAUGCAAUAUGUGAGAAAACUGGUGCCACGGGGGAGAAAUCUCCUUUAAUCUUGCUCAUAUAGCACUUCACAUUUUCAAUCUCACAGAAUGACGAGAACACAACCUGUGUUUGUGUGUGUUUAUGUUGUGCUGAAAGAACCAAUGAAAUCAGUUUCUAUAGCUGUUGUAUGUUAGUCCAUAUGAUAUUUUGUUGCAGUGCGUAUUUCUUAGGUGACAUUUUAGAGUAUAUGACCUUAUUUCACUGCAUAUUAAUGUACUGAAAGGUAUGUAAAUACAUAGCCAAUCUUAAUAUAUGAUUAGUACAUCAGCAGUGUUAUUUUGAACUCAGCUUUUCCAUAGGCUCACACACUGGAAGAAGGCCAUUGCCAUGUUAAGUGUUACCAUUUGAAACUGUCUCAAGAAGUACUUUAUCCUGUAUUAUUAGCUGUUAUCUCCAUUACAGUGAAUUGUAUUCAGCAUGUAAAGAUCCACAUAUUUAUGAUACAGAAAUAUAUAAAUAUAUUAUCUUGUUCUUUUGGUAUAUUGUGUUGUGUGGGAAAAUCAAAUGGGUAUUUUUGUACAUGCCAUUUUUGAUGCUGCUGUCUUUAUAGAAAGUAUAUUUACUACAAAACACACAAUUUGUAUAUUGUGAAUAUUUGAUGCCCAAUGCUCACCAGAAUAAAAUAUCAUUAAUUUUAAUAAAUGAUGCUCUUGUGAAACUAGUUAACCAUGAUGAACAGUGAAUUUGUUCUUGAGUGUGGCUCCAUGAAGCUUGAAUGUUCAGUUGUCUCUGGAGAAUAUGGGGGUAUUACAUAAACAUUAAGGGUCACGGAAUGUACUGUAAACUGGAAUUAGUAAAAGCCAUCAUUCACUUUAUUAACUAAAUACUGUAACUGCUCUACCUCAGCAAAACUAUAUAUAUUGUAACAUGCAUAUUUCUUAUCUGCUUGAGCCAUCAUUUUGCUCAAACUGCUGUACAAAUGACUGCAGUAAUAUUUGGAAACCUUUCAAUUUUUAUUAGAAUUUACUAGAAUGCCUUUGUUUGAAUGGUGCUUGGCUGCACAGCAGGUAUGUUUUGGUGCAGUUAAAACAGUCUGUGGCUUGUUUAAUCAUCACUGAAGUUCAUGACAUAUUUUAUGGAGGAAUUUUUGAAGGAACACUAUGUAGUUCCCUUGUUACUGCUUGUUAAAGCCCUUUGAGUUUUGAGUGUGAACCUGACAGAUAUUUACCUCAAGUAAACUUUGAGAGCGAAAUUUACUAACACAAGAACCAACUGUGGCUUUGUCAUUGUUUUUCUAACCUUCAUGUAUAAUCUUUUAGCAAGAAACAGAACAUCAACAGUCAGACAUGACUCAUAUUUCCAUAAACACUGAGAUGUCAAAAGCUGCAGAAAUAUAGAUAGAAUCAUUAAGAGCCUUCAGAUUUUGUGUAUCUUAUUCUCCUCACAUUUCCAUCUGUACAUCCUAUUAAGAUAUACUGUACAUAUUUUCCAGAAAUGUCACCAUUGGCCU